Molecule: messenger RNA, 6369 nt
Organism: Mus musculus (house mouse)
Lineage: Eukaryota; Metazoa; Chordata; Mammalia; Rodentia; Muridae
Gene: Ptpn3
Product: protein tyrosine phosphatase, non-receptor type 3
Exons: 26
Coding region: 184-2925 (913 amino acids)
Biological process (GO): negative regulation of membrane protein ectodomain proteolysis; negative regulation of mitotic cell cycle; regulation of membrane depolarization during action potential
Cellular component (GO): plasma membrane; cytoplasm; cytoplasmic side of plasma membrane
Molecular function (GO): protein tyrosine phosphatase activity; phosphotyrosine residue binding; ATPase binding
Source: RefSeq, marked validated
AGGACUCCGGGCUCUGUAGGAAUUCCCCGGACGCGAGGUUCUGGCGGCGCCUGCAGCGGUGCACUACCUUGGGACAGAGACCGGGAUCUAAGCCAGGAAGUCAGGCACGGCUGAGGGUCUCGUGGUGACAUGGGAACAAAAGGUUCUCGGGAUAUCUAGCACCCAGGUUACUCGGCGGCCGUUAUGACCUCCCGGUUACGUGCGUUGGGUGGAAGAAUUAACAAUACCCGAACCUCUGAAUUGCCCAAAGAGAAAACUCGAUCCGAGGUCAUCUGCAGCAUACGGUUUUUAGAUGGCUUGGUACAGACCUUUAAAGUUAACAAACAAGAUUUGGGCCAGUCGCUUCUGGAUAUGGCCUAUGGCCACCUGGGUGUGACGGAGAAGGAAUACUUCGGCUUGCAACAUGGCGACGACCCAGUGGACUCUCCUAGAUGGCUUGAGGCAAGCAAACCCCUCAGGAAGCAGCUGAAAGGAGGUUUUCCCUGUACCCUGCAUUUUCGAGUAAGAUAUUUUAUACCUGAUCCCAACACACUGCAGCAGGAGCAAACCAGGCAUCUAUAUUUCUUACAACUGAAGAUGGAUGUUUGCGAAGGAAGGUUAACCUGCCCUCUCAACUCAGCGGUGGUUCUAGCCUCGUACGCAGUACAAUCUCAUUUUGGAGACUUUAAUUCUUCAAUACAUCAUCCAGGCUAUCUUGCCGACAGCCAGUUCAUACCAGAUCAAAAUGAUGACUUUUUAAGCAAGGUGGAGUCACUCCAUGAACAGCACAGUGGGCUAAAGCAGUCGGAAGCCGAAUCUUGCUACAUCAACAUAGCUCGAACCCUUGACUUCUACGGAGUGGAGCUUCAUGGAGGCAGAGAUCUGCACAACCUAGAUCUAAUGAUCGGGAUUGCGUCUGCAGGCAUUGCAGUCUACCGAAAAUACAUUUGCACAAGUUUCUACCCUUGGGUGAACAUACUCAAAAUUUCUUUCAAAAGGAAAAAGUUCUUCAUACACCAGCGGCAAAAACAGGCUGAAUCCAGGGAACAUAUCGUGGCCUUCAACAUGCUGAAUUACCGAUCUUGCAAAAACUUGUGGAAAUCCUGCGUCGAACACCAUUCGUUCUUUCAGGCAAAAAAGUUACUACCUCAGGAAAAGAAUGUUCUCUCUCAGUACUGGACUCUAGGCUCCAGGAACCCCAAAAAGUCUGUAAAUAACCAAUAUUGCAAAAAGGUGAUUGGAGGGAUGGUGUGGAACCCAGUCAUGAGGAGGUCCUUAUCAGUGGAACGGCUGGAAACCAAGAGCCUGCCUUCCCGGUCCCCUCCCAUCACCCCCAACUGGCGAAGUCCUCGGCUCCGGCAUGAAAUCCGCAAGCCCCGCCAUUCCUCCGCGGACAACCUGGCCAAUGAGAUGACCUACAUCACAGAAACCGAGGAUGUGUUCUAUACCUACAAGGGACCCCUGUCCCCCAAAGACAGCGACUCUGAAGUCUCCCAGAACCACAGCCCACACCGGGAGAGUUUGUCCGAAAACAACCCAGCCCAAAGCUGCCUGACCCAGAAGUCAUCCAGUUCUGUGUCUCCAUCUUCGAAUGCUCCAGGCUCCUGCUCUCCAGAUGGAGUUGACCAGCGGUUCUUAGAAGACUACCACAAGGUGACCAAAGGGGGGUUCGUCGAGGACGCCAGCCAGUACUACUGUGAUAAGAGUGACGAUGGAGAUGGCUACCUAGUCCUGAUCCGGAUCACACCAGAUGAAGAGGGAAGAUUUGGCUUUAACCUUAAGGGAGGAGUGGAUCAAAAGAUGCCGCUCGUGGUCUCGAGGAUAAACCCAGAGUCACCUGCAGAUACCUGCAUGCCUAAGCUGAAUGAGGGGGAUCAGAUCGUGUUGAUCAAUGGCCGGGACAUCUCAGAGCACACUCAUGACCAGGUGGUGAUGUUCAUCAAAGCAAGCCGGGAGUCCCACUCGAGAGAACUGGCCCUGGUGAUCAGGAGAAAAGCUGUGCGCUCGCUGGCGGAGAUCAGAUCAGAAGAUGAGCUGAGUCAGCUUUUCCCAGAAGCCAUGUUUCCUGCAUGUCCUGAGGGUGGGGACAGUCUGGAGGGAUCCAUGGAGCUGCUGAAGAAAGGUCUGGAAAGCGGUACAGUGUUGAUCCAGUUUGAGCAACUCUACAGAAAGAAGCCCGGCUUAGCCGUCUCAUUUGCAAAGCUGCCUCAGAAUUUGGAUAAAAACCGAUACAAAGAUGUGUUGCCUUAUGAUACCACGCGGGUAUUAUUGCAGGGAAAUGAAGAUUACAUUAAUGCCAGUUAUGUGAACAUGGAGAUGCCCGCUGCUAACCUUGUGAACAAGUACAUUGCCACUCAGGGACCGCUGCCAAACACCUGUGCACAGUUUUGGCAAGUUGUCUGGGAUCAGAAGUUGUCUCUUGUUGUCAUGCUGACGACUCUCACCGAGCGAGGGCGGACCAAAUGUCACCAGUACUGGCCGGAUCCCCCUGACAUCAUGGACCAUGGCAUCUUUCACAUCCAGUGUCAGACAGAGGACUGUACCAUUGCUUACGUGUCCCGAGAAAUGCUAGUUACAAACACGGAGACCGGGGAAGAACACACAGUGACCCAUCUCCAGUAUGUGGCGUGGCCUGACCACGGCGUACCUGAUGACUCAUCAGACUUCCUGGAGUUUGUGAAGUAUGUGAGGUCCCUGAGGGUCGACGGUGAGCCUGCCCUCGUUCACUGCAGUGCUGGAAUAGGUCGGACAGGUGUUUUAGUCACUAUGGAAACAGCCAUGUGCUUAAUUGAGAGGAACCUGCCUGUUUACCCACUGGAUAUUGUCCGGAAAAUGAGAGACCAGCGCGCGAUGAUGGUGCAGACGUCAAGCCAAUACAAGUUUGUGUGUGAAGCGAUCCUUCGAGUGUACGAAGAAGGCUUAGUCCAGAGGCUGGAUCCCAGUUAGGACAACUGUGAAGUGGUCGUUCCUCCUUCCCUAGGGCGACUUCCUGAAGAAGGGGGCACACAUUCCCCUGGAGGCCCCCCCAGAGAUGCUGGUCACUGUGGGAAAGGGAUGAGCUUAUCUGAACCCAGGCACUUUAAAUUUCUGUGGAAAAGAUACCCUGUACAUAAGGACUGAUGGUGUAGAUAUGCAUGCAGCUAUGACUCCUUUGGCCCAGAGAGAAGCAACAGGGGAUCUCCAGUUGGGAACUGUGUUUCUCCCUACAUAUCACCGUCCCCUGUCAUCCAUCCUUGAGCAAUGAGAGGGGACACCAGCAGUGUCCUCCCGCCAGAAGCCAGACAAUGUGGCUACUUGUGGUUGCUCAGGUGUUUUGUGUGUUGUUCUGUGUGGGAUUCCAAGGGCUGAACUUCCUUGGCAAUUCCUGUCCAUUACCCCUGACACCAAGGGAAACUCGGAUGAAUGUACCACAGGCAGGGCACAAGGGACUUCAGGCUGGAGGAUGAACAGGAUCUAUUCUGCCCGCCCUCCCUCCCUCCCUCCCUCCCUCCGCCUCAUCUCUACCCCUUCUGCAAUCCAAAGCACCCCAUUUCCCCCACCCCAAAUUCCUUUUCUUCAGGAUCACGCCCAGUGCCUGAACCAGCUUCAUGAUGUAUGUUCAGGUGAAUUCUCUGCCGAGACUGGGAACUAGGCUCUGCAUAAGGCUGAGUCUCAGCUUCGGAAGCAGGCGAGCCUCUGCUCACUCCUUGUAUACUCGGACGCCAUGACUGGAUUCGCCGACUACUGAAUCUCUGGAUUGCUGCUACUUCAAGCUCUCACACUUGAAACAAGACAAUUUUCUUGGGGGGUGGGGGAUGAUAGCAUCCAAAUAUUCAGAAUUUUGGACCCUUCUUAGAAAUGACCUUCUAGUAAGUGACCAUGAGAAACACUGCUUCUCAAUCAAGGGUGGUGUGUGUGUGUGUGUCCGUCUGUCAUUGUGUCUCUGUGUGUAUGUGUGUGUCUGUGGGUGGCUGACUUUCUCAGGAUUCCUAACUUGAUUCAAAUUACUGUUGAGUUUAUGUAAAGAAUUCAUCUCUGUACAGAAGAACAAGUGUGUUGUUCAUUCACCCUAGGUUACAAUGGUCUCCAUUUCAUUUCAGAGGAGAGAAUCAGACUAACUGAAUAUAAACACAAUUUGAUGUUAAUUUAUUCUAAGUACUCUGGGAUUUUGAUUGUCCUAAAGAAUUCUGCUCUGUGAAUACCAUGUUAUUUUUUUUUUUUAAUUUGUGGCAGGAUUGUAGCGAAUUACUAUUUAAGGAAAAUAAAUUACAUGAAUGCUCUAAGGUGGUAUUUUUAAAUAGCUGUUUUUAUGUAUCGAAAAGAAAGUCAGCAAGUUUCUUAAUGGUAUUAUAGGAAAAGGAUACUUUGAUGUUAUAAUGUAUGUAGAUGAAGCUACAUAGAUACUUAGCAGAUACUGGACCAAUUAAAGCAUUUCCUAGUUGCAAGAUGGGUAAGGACCUGUACAAAGGACCUCAGGUUUUUGAAGGUUCUUUAUCUGCAGGCUCAGUUUAUCUGUCUACUUCCCUCCCCCCUGUCUUUUACCCACAAACAUCUUAGUAGUGCUCAAUGAUGUGAGUGAGAAAGGCACUGCUCAGUGCCCUGUAUACUGAGAAAGUGGAAUUUGGUUCUGUACUGCUCAACACCAGGUAGCCCUCAUAGGAACCUGGGAUCGAUCUGUGCCUCUCUUUCCGUCUGUGUGAAAUAAUGAAAAACAACACUUGGAAUUUGAGGACAGAAUUAGAUCACACUAUGGAAACUAAUUUCCAGCUUCUGGAAUACAUAAACCAAUGCCACUGAAGAACUAGGAAGGCUGGCUUCUUUUGUUGGCCCCAAGCAUAUCAGACAAGUGGAACCCACCAGGUUUUCAUAGAGCAGUGUUGUAGAGGGAAAAGCACAGAGCACCGAUACCUUUAUUCAAGCUGGGUUCUGAGAACGCUCUCAGUAAAGCCCCAAGAAGAGGAGGAGGAGAGAGUACUGGGUGCAUUUCAGUGGCACUAGGCUGUUUAACAGACGACCGUUGUUUGAUAGCAAUGUUUAUCACUGCCCUGUGUGCAAAGCACUUGCAGAAUCUAAAUGUCCUUGGAGACUGUUUUAUUAUUUUUCUGAAAACACGUUGAGUGUGGUCACGAAAAUGCUGCUGUUACACUUAUGUAAUAUUCUGUGAAGCUUGAAAAAGCUGCAGCUGGCCUCUCUCUGCCAUUGUAUGGGGCCAGCACUUCAGACACAGUGGUAGUUGCCAGAAACAGAGUCCGUGGGAUCUUGAGAAGGACAUGAAAAUGACCCCAAAGAGUAGAGUGCCCAAGUGAACUGGGUCAAUAUUACCAAUUUAAAAAACCAAAGUUCUGAGCUCUUGUUUUCCUGCAUCUCCCAUAUCCACAGUUGCUUUUGAGAAGCUAUGUUUCAUCCUAAGAAUUGCAUCAGACUCAGGGUAAAUAUUUUGCCUGGGAAAUUUGGCUGGUUGUGAAUGGGGAAGAUAUUUAUAUCCUACAUUCCAGCACCUUCCCAAAGAACAGAUUAGACACCCCAGUGUACUUCCUUCAUCCGGUGGGUUCCCUGCUGGUACCACUCUCCAGAAUCCAUACAUGGUGUGUUGAUUUUCCAGAGAGAACAAUUAAGUGAAGUUUGUUGAGGGGUAGGGGGCAGGAUGGAUGGCUCUCAAACGUGUAGCGGUACUUUUAGUUUCCUCCCGGGGUCCCAUGGGACUUAAAUAUGUUCUGAUGCUUGUGUAGAUUCUCUUAUUGCUGUGUUCAUGGUUGGCCCUCUCCCCCUCCCCUCUGCACGCCUUUAUCCUUAAAAAUUACCAUUUGGGGGGGGUGCAGUAAAUUGCCUCUUCAUCCUCCCAAGGCAACAAAGAGGAGGCAUCAGGGAAAAAUGGGUGAGACUUAGUCCAGACCCCGGCUUUGCCCUCAGCCAGUUUGUUUAUGUUGGAAAGCACUGGUGACUGGUGGGACUAGAUGAACUCACAGUUAGAUUUCAGGGAAACAAAAUUUAACCUUAACCAAGUCUGAAGGGCUGACACAGAGAAACACCCGGUCUGUGACUUGUCCCCAAGGGGUUGGUUGUCUCAGUCCUUAUCACUGUGGAAUUACAAAGAUAAAUAUUACCACCCUCCUGGUUCUUACCUGUCAUCCUAGAGUAGACCUAGAAAAGACAGCCAAGUUCCUUGUGACCUCAGCCUGAGCAAUCAAACCUCGAAGACUGAUGAUAGCUAACGUCGAUUUCUUGAUAGCUCUCGUACCACCGGAGCAACCACAGGAUUGUGUGCUAAGCCAUAUUUUGUAAAGUUAUCUUUAGUCGAUCAGCAAUAUGUUUUCCUGUAAAUUUGGAAUGUUUUCUCAUCCUGACUUGUUGUCGGAACUCUACUGAAAAACAACCUGAUCAAUAUAAAAGCGUUCAAGCUAUGCAACACUG